AUGAUUUGCUUAUUAAAUAAUAAAACUCAUCAUGAACAAUUAACAUCAUUAGAAAAUAUGGCAGCUGGAAGUUUAGCAGCAAUAUUUGCAUCUUUUGCUUUAUGCCCCACCGAAUUAGUUAAAUGUCGAAUGCAAACAAUGAAUGACAUUCAGCUACAUACACAAAAUCCAAUGCAUAAAACCAUUUCACCAAUAGAUAUAACACGGAAUAUUAUACGCAAUGAAGGUAUACGAGGAUUAUAUCGAGGGUUCACCGCGACUUUAGCUAGAGAAUGUCCUGGUUAUGGAUGUUUUUUUGGUGGAUAUGAAUUAACAAGAUCUUUAUUGACAAAAGAGAAUGAAAAGAAAGCAGAUAUUGGAUUUGUUAGAACAUGGAUUUCGGGUGGUAUGGCUGGUAUUUGUUUUUGGAUAUUUAUGUUUCCUAUUGAUGCAAUAAAAUCACGUAUACAAGUGUUGAAACCAAAUAUGAACACUAUGAAAUAUACAAUCGAAUUUAUUAGAAAUGAAGGUUUUACAACAUUGUAUGCUGGUUUAUUACCAACACUUAUUCGCAGUUUUUUUGCUACCGGUGCUUUAUUUAUGACUUACGAACAAGUGCAAAAAUUUCUACAUCGUGCAUUUUAA
This is a messenger RNA of Rotaria sp. Silwood2, 624 nucleotides long. The record is from the annotation of a GenBank genome assembly. Lineage: Eukaryota; Metazoa; Rotifera; Eurotatoria; Philodinida; Philodinidae.